CGUCAUGGGUAAACGGACGUAGACCCUUCUUAUAGCUCCUCUUUUCCUCAUUUUCACUUCCUACCUCAGUUGACGUCCAGAUACGAUACUCAAUCAUGGUUCAGAACAAAGCUCUCAUAUUUAAGAAGAUUCCUGAGGGACUGCCAGUUCCUGGCAAAGACCUCGUCGUCGAAACCCGCGAAUUCGAUCUCGAGCAAGCCCCUCCAUCUGGUGGGGUCACGACCAAGAAUUUCUAUGCCUCCCUCGAUCCCUACCAACGAGGCCGUCUACGCUCUCCCGAAAUCAAAUCCUACUCUCCUCCAUACACGCUUGGCCAGCCUCUCAACAAUAAUGUCGUUGCUAAGAUCAUAAAGUCGGACAAUCCCAAAUUCAAGGCGGGCGAUUUGGUUAGCGGAUCCAUUUCUUUCGAAGAAUACUCGGCUGUCUCCAAGGAGAUGGUUGAUGCUACGUUCAAGAAGAUUGAUAACCCGUACAAUUUGGAUCUUAUGACGUUCACUGGAGCGUUGGGCAUGCCUGGUAUGACUGCAUAUUCAUCCUUCUACGAAAUUGGCAAACCACAAAAGGGAGAGACAAUGUUUGUGUCUGCAGCUUCGGGGGCAGUUGGUCAGCUCGUUGGACAACUGGGAAAGCAUGCCGGGCUCAAGGUUAUCGGAUCCGUUGGUUCAGACGAGAAGUUGGAUUUCAUUAUCAAAGAACUGAACUUCGAUGGUGGUUUCAACUACAAGAAAGAGAAGCCAAUAGAUGCUCUCAAGCGCUUAGCACCAGAGGGCAUCGAUAUCUACUACGAGAACGUUGGAGGAGAACAGCUUGAAGCUGCUAUUGAUUGCAUGAACAAUUUUGGCAGAAUCAUUGCUUGCGGAAUGGUGUCAGAAUACAACAAGGCUCCGAAUGAAAAAUAUGGCAUCAAGAACUUGAUGUUGGUUGUUGGCAAGCGGUUGAAGAUGCAGGGUUUCAUUCAGGGAGAUGAGAAUAUGGCGCCUAAAUAUAGGGAGGAACGGGAUAAGAAUGUUGCGAAGUGGCUGCAUGAGGGAACUUUCAAGGCUAAGGUGAGCGUUACGGAUGGAAUUGAUAAUGCAGCUGAGGGUCUGGUUGGAAUGCUUCAAGGCAAGAACUUUGGAAAAGCAGUACUGAAGAUUGCUGAUCCAGAAUAACUAUACUGACAUCAGAUAUGAAUAUGGCAUUUUGAGUGUACUAUACAAGAAUGCAUAUUGAAUUCCAGCUUCUUCGUAUUUGAUGGCGCGACUCACAAAUGCUAUCUCUGCUGCAUAUUGCCACUUUGUCCGUUGCAAAUGUUCUGUGACCUCGUGGAACAUUCGAUCAAGUGAAAGGCUGAAAGCCAAGUAAUUAUUUCUCGAGUUUUGAAAACCGUUGGACAAGACGUAC
This is a messenger RNA of Mollisia scopiformis, 1383 nucleotides long. Its product is annotated as NAD(P)-binding protein. The transcript has 2 exons. NCBI's taxonomy places the organism in Eukaryota, Fungi, Ascomycota, Leotiomycetes, Helotiales, Mollisiaceae. Gene Ontology annotation, molecular function: oxidoreductase activity, acting on the CH-CH group of donors, NAD or NADP as acceptor. The record is from RefSeq and is a predicted model, not a curated record. Bases 96 to 1151 code for a protein of 351 amino acids.